GUUUACUUCAGUUUACAAGAGAAGCGUGUGUUUACUUGUGCACAGUUACAGUCAAGUUAACAUAUACUGAAGCAGAGCAGCAGCAUGGGAGAGAUCUGAAGCGGAGUUUUCCAUCCUACGUCAAAGUGACAUUAAAGUGCAGCUCCAGAUCUGAUCCACGGCCCUCAUCGACCCCACGGGUCACUGCCCCCCAAAUUUGAACACAGUUGCUUUUGAACUCCCAGCGGUUCCGACAUAAACAACAACUUCUACUCUGCAGACUUGGGUUACACUCCUCCAUCAGAUGGCGUUCUGCCUGGCUGAGCUGCACUUGUGGUCCACCAAGAGCUCGCUCCAAGUUAAAGAUACAGAUAUUGGCACCUAUCAGUACUAUGAUAAAGGAGAGCCAGCCACUUCCACAGAGCAUCACUACUACAAUGAGAAACUCCGGUUUUGUGAUGCUCGAGGCUAUCCAUGGACCCCCAGAAACCAACGACCAGAGAAGCUACGCGAUUCGCUGAGGGAGUUGGAGGAGCUGCUGCAGACCAACACCUGUGUUCACACCAGAUGGCGAAACAAGCAUUGCUGCCAGCUGAUUCUACACAGUGGAGUUUUGGUGACUUUGACCCUAAAUGGACCUCAACUUGAACAAGUGUGCAUAGACCGCACAUUAGUGGGCCGACUACCUGCCAACACCGUCACUGAUGCGGUGCUGAGCGAGAGGCUGAUUCUGCUGUCCUUCCUGGAGCAGAGCCAAGUGGCUGCAGUUUACCUCAACAGAAAGAACCAGGACUCUGCAGACGGUGGCAGGCGAACAGACAAACUCUCACCCUCUGAAAUCAAGGUGUUGUGUGUGGAGUUGAGCGCGCAGGGUCGCAGGCUUCACAGACACGUGGCUCUCAACCGUCUCCAGGAUGUGGCGCUCUGCUGGUGGAACCUGGACGAGCCUGGUGAUGAGCUGUGGCCCUGGACUCCCACAGACGCACACAGGAACAACCUGGUCCUCCUCAGCUGCUCACCUACUGAAGGCCUCAAGGUUCUUAGCUCCGUCCGGACAGAAGGCCACCCGCUGGACUGCCGUUUCAGCCUACUUCAACCCUACCAGCUGCUAACACUGGAGCUACCAGCAAGACCCCCAGGAUCCGGAGAAGGAUCAUCGGCCGACAACUGUGUGUAUGAAUGUGCACGAGGGCGCCUGCACCGUGUGUCUGUCACCCGCAUCCCACUACCAGCGCCGCCCAUUACCUGCACACAUCACCCCUCUGAAACCAUGCUCCUCCUGGGCUUAAGUGACUCCUCCUUGGUUCUGUACGACCAGCGACGAGGGGUCAGUGUCCUGGCCUCCUGCCCAGUGUCACCCAACCUCCUUGCCUGGCACCCUGCUGGAGCUGUGGCCAUGGUGGGGGGAGGGCAGGGAGAGCUGAUGUGCUUUGAUGCGGGCCUGGCACCUUUGAACAUGGCACUGGUAGCAGAGGAGGUAGCUGCCACCGACACACUGAGACUAGCUCAGCACCUGCGUUACUCAGGAGGCCUGCGAGGUCUACAGUGGGCGACAGGCCUGGAAGGAGGUGCGGAGGGGACAGAUAUGCUGAUGCUGGCCUUUCAUGGAGGACCACUCGCUGUCUUGAGAUUCAGACUAGGAGCUCUGACAGGAGGUCAGAUGGGUCCUGGGGAGCUGCUGCAGCAGCGGCUGCUCUGUGGACAGGUCAGAGAAGCUCUGGGUAUCCUGGAGUCCAUGGACUGGAGCAUCAUGGGAGACGAAUGCCACCGAGGCCUGAGCUCCAUCACCAACUACCUGCUGAGGCUGGAGCUGAACGCAGAGAGAGAGGCCCAACUAGAAGCAGCUCUGGGUGUGUUUUAUUCUCCGCCGGCUCCCCUCUCUGAUACGGUGAUACUGGAGUACAGGGAGCCAAUCAGUACAUAUGGCCGCCGCUUUUUUCACCACCUUCUCAGACACCAGCGCUUUGAGAAGGCCUUCCUCCUCGCUGUGGAUCUGGAAGCCAGAGAUUUGUUCAUGGACCUCCAUUAUGUUGCCAGUGAUAAGGGCGAGGUGGUGCUAGCGGAUGUGGCCAAAAGGAAAGCUAAUGAAAUGGAGGCCCGGGCCAUCGCAGGCAACGAUCCCAGAGGCAGAAAUGAUGUGUGUGGUUCCAGCCUCAGCGACAGACGGACAGAGAGGAACCAAAGUGCAGUGGGACCUUUGUACCCGGACAUUUCCACAACACACGUGGAUGGAAGAUCCAGUCAGAGGAGAAUACAAACCGAGCGCCUUCAUGUGACCGUGAGCCCACACGUGUUCAGGACACUGAGACAAACAGGAAACACUGAAGGUGACAGAGGCAGCGUGAACGGAGAAGACGACGCUGGGACGCUUCAUGUGGUUCAUUUAGGAAUGGUUUGAGGAAACAGACCUGGAGACGUGUGUGUGCAUUAGUGUGUGUUGGCCGAGAUUACGGGCCACAGUUUUAUUCAUGAAUAGGAGCCAACCAGGGACUUUAAAGCAUCGCACGGAGCCUGUUUCCUGAACAGCAGCCAUGGCCGUGUCAGAGCUGUCGACGCGCUGCGCUCACCGACUAAUCUGACAGCGCCGCACGAGCCCUAAUCCCUCACUGUAUCGUAAUCUAUUUACUUUGCAUUCUAAGAGGAUUUCCACCAAAAAAAUAUACAAGAAGCGAUGUUGGAAAUGGACAGAAGAUGUGCGAGGAUGCUUUUCUGCUCCUUUUCUGUUUGUUUUGUUAGCUUUCAAAAAAACACACACACCACUGUAUGUUUUUUGGGGAGUCAAUCCCCUGCGAGAGGGUAGGGUGAAAGGAAUUCCAUUUCUGACUGAUACUAAUACUUCUCUUAUGUAAACAUCAAAAUGUUAUAUUUCCCCUCUGAUGAUACAGUCACACUGCAGAGGCUGCUGCAGAUAAGUGGCAUCUGUCGUUUCCCUUUAGAGCAUCUCUUGACACGUUUAUAAUUUACAGACCAAGGCUGCAUUAUCUCCUGAUUGUUUGAUUUGACAGCUUGAAUAAAAGCAGCAAAAAUUGCUUAACAGGCGAGCACUAAGUCCUCGCAUCUCUCUGAUGGCCCUACACAGUGGCCCCUUUUUUUUUUAUGAGAAAACAGUGAAAUCUCCUCUUUCAUAAGACACAAAACAAACCAAACGCUCUCCUCACUUACCCUUUAAGCAAUUAUGUCAGCUUUGUUGAAUGAUAAAUACUUAUGCUUCAUUGUAAAACACUGCCUCGCGUUCAGGUCUUUGCCGUCCGAGAUGACUCGCAGAGAUCGGCUUAUUAGUGGUAUUAACAUACUGUGCAGCGUGCUGGAGCUGUGAAAUGGCCUUGUUAACAUGUGGAAAUGAAUCAAGCCUCCAGCACUUGCUAUUAUCCAGGUUAUCUCUCUUUUUUUCCCCUCUGUGCAACAGCUGUGCAGUGUGUCUGUAGCGGUUUUAUCCCGGCUAAUGAUGUGGGAUCUCUGAUUGGACUGAUAAUGUUUCUCCCUCCGGGGCCCAGUAGUGUGUUUGUUUCACAGUCUGAAACAUUAUAGACAAACAUGUCAAAAACUUUAGAGAGUAAAUAAAUGUCUAACCACCGCUGACGGUGAUUUGACAGAUCAGAAAUGACAGUGGAGUUCUAAUCUUUCAAUCUGUCACAUGUCUGUGAAUGAGAUGUACUUUGCAUAAGGACCACAAUAAAGGAAAGUGGCUUAAUAACAUUGCAACAUAAUAAUCUGCACUGGAAAUCUGUGUUUAAAACAUAAAUAAUAAAAUGUGGAUACAAGAACAACCUGUUUUUUGCCUCACGUGAAGGUC
Solea solea (common sole) is the source of this 3772-nucleotide messenger RNA. It is a transcript of the gene wdpcp, whose product is annotated as WD repeat containing planar cell polarity effector. The record is from RefSeq and is a predicted model, not a curated record. Gene Ontology annotation, cellular component: axonemal basal plate. Gene Ontology annotation, biological process: cilium organization; establishment of protein localization; nervous system development. The transcript has 20 exons. Lineage: Eukaryota; Metazoa; Chordata; Actinopteri; Pleuronectiformes; Soleidae. Gene Ontology annotation, molecular function: protein binding. The coding region runs from base 284 to 2377 and encodes 697 amino acids.